AUGUCUACAUCUAACUGUCGUUUUUACGAAAACAAAUAUCCUGAGGUGGACGAUGUUGUGAUGGUGAAUGUGCAGCAGAUCGCUGAGAUGGGAGCGUACGUUAAGCUGCUGGAAUACGACAAUAUCGAGGGUAUGGUGCUACUGAGUGAGCUGUCGCGUAGACGUAUCCGUUCGAUUCAGAAGCUGAUCCGUGUGGGCAGAAACGAGGUCGUUGUGGUUCUACGUGUGGACAAGGAAAAGGGCUACAUCGACUUGUCCAAGCGUCGUGUUUCUUCCGAGGACAUCAUCAAGUGUGAGGAGAGAUACCAGAAGUCCAAGGCGGUGCACUCCAUUCUCAGACACUGUGCCGAGAAGUUCUCGUUCCCUCUGGAGGACUUGUACAAGUCGAUCGCAUGGCCUUUGAGCCGAAAGUACGGCCAUGCCUACGACGCCUUUAAGCUGUCGAUCGUGGACGAGACCGUGUUCGAAGGGAUUGAGCCUCCAAGCAAGGAAAUCUUCGAAGAGCUGCGCUUGUACAUUUCCAGAAGACUCACCCCUCAAGCCGUGAAGAUCAGAGCCGACAUUGAGGUCUCGUGCUUCAGCUACGAGGGCAUAGACGCCAUCAAGGCCGCCUUGAAGGCUGCCGAGGAGAUGUCGACAGAGCAAAUGCAGAUCAAGGCCAAACUGGUCGCCGCGCCACUAUACGUGCUGACAACCCAAGCGCUGGAGAAGCAGCACGGUAUCGAGCUGCUGGAAAAGGCUAUUGAGAAGAUCACCAAAGUCAUAACCAGUCAUGACGGGUUCUGUAACAUCACCAUGGCGCCAAAGGCCGUCACUGCCACCGAGGAUGCCGAGCUGCAAGCGCUGUUGGAGAACAAGGCCUUGGAGAACGGUUCCGACUCCGAGGAAGAAGACUCCGACUACGAAUGA
This is a messenger RNA of Lachancea thermotolerans CBS 6340, 909 nucleotides long. RefSeq names its product translation initiation factor eIF2 subunit alpha (gene SUI2). The transcript has a single exon. Lineage: Eukaryota; Fungi; Ascomycota; Saccharomycetes; Saccharomycetales; Saccharomycetaceae. Bases 1 to 909 code for a protein of 302 amino acids. The record is from RefSeq and is a predicted model, not a curated record. Gene Ontology annotation, molecular function: RNA binding; translation initiation factor activity; ribosome binding. Gene Ontology annotation, cellular component: eukaryotic translation initiation factor 2 complex; multi-eIF complex; eukaryotic 48S preinitiation complex.